Larimichthys crocea (large yellow croaker) is the source of this 2678-nucleotide messenger RNA. RefSeq names its product B-cell receptor CD22. The transcript is spliced from 9 exons. The record is from RefSeq and is a predicted model, not a curated record. Lineage: Eukaryota; Metazoa; Chordata; Actinopteri; Sciaenidae. The coding region runs from base 251 to 1537 and encodes 428 amino acids.
AAGCAACAGCAUAAGUAAAGCGUGACAUAUUUCCUGUGUGCAGGGCCUGGUUUUAUAUGUAUACUGUUCACAUUCAAAUGUAGGCUGUGCUUUGUGUCUGUGGUUUGUAUGGCCUCAUUUCAGGGGUUGAACAUAAGAUGACUUUACCAAACCAUACAGGAAGUGUUAUUCAGUGGAGGGAGAAGAGAAAAGACACUUUAAGCUUUAAGAUCAUAUAGCAGCUUUGUGAAUAAUUGGAAAGCGUUUCAACAUGUGUGUUAAGCACAGAAACCUGACAUGGACACUGGCGCUACUGUUUCUGUCUGGUGCUCUUUGCAGAGAGAUGAAAGUGAAAUAUCAACUGGGACCUAUCUGUGCGGUGAAAGGCUCGUCUGUUGUCAUUCCUUGUUCAUAUGACUAUCCUAAGGAGCAUAAAGUGAAGGAAGUCUUGUGGGGUCAUGAAAAGUAUAAUAUUUAUGACGGCCCUUUCCUAUUUAACAGUACAAUGAAAAAUACCACCUCAAGAUUUCAGUAUAUUGGUGACAAAGAACACAAUUGUUCCUUCUUAAUACACCAAGUAGAGAAUAAUGAUAAAGGAAAAUAUGCCUUCAGAUUUAUAACUGACCAAGAUAAAUGUACUGGCAUAUAUGGCUCAACGUUAAAGGUUGUUGAUUUGAAAGUUUCUUUGGCAAAACUCAGUGGGAGCAGAUCAUUUAAGGAAGGCGACUCUGUGAAUAUGACCUGUACAAACAGCUGUGACGACGGUCACCGUUCAUCUAUUUUCACCUGGUUAAAGAACGGAGAACCCAUACAUGAAGGACCUGUACUUUAUUUAAGCAACAUAUCCUCCACAAACAAUGGAAACUACACUUGUUCUCUGAAGACACAAAGAGCAACACCUUCAGAAGUCAUAAAUAUUGAUGUUGAAUAUGGCCCGAAGAACACAUCAGUGUCUAUCGUACCAUUGAAGGAGGUGGACGGCAGCAGCUACUUCAAACUGAUCUGCACCAGCAAUGCAAACCCCCCAGUGGAGAAUUAUACUUGGUUUAAAAUAGAUGAAAAUGACAAUUUAAUAGAGGUUGGAAACCAGUCUGUGAUCUCCAUUAGUCAUGGAGGCCAGUAUCUCUGCAGUGCCACCAACAAACAUGGAAGUCAAAACUCACCUGUGAUUGUAAAGAAUAAAGAGCCAUUUAACAGAGGUCUACUACUCAUUCCUACUGUUGCUGUGCUUCUGAUUGUGACCACUGUUAUUGCCAUCACAAGUUUGCGUUUCAGACUCAACAAAAAAAGGACAAGAGCUCUAGAGACCGACUGUGAGGAGGACAUACAGAACGCAGUGUAUGCCAACUGGCCUGGUAUUGACACUAACCAAUCGCAAGAGAGAAGCCAGUGCGAGGGAGCGACAUCAGAAGUCAUCUACGCAACUGUUGACUUUCACACCAAGCGAGAGUCAAACACGGAGCAGCAGAUGGACUCCCAUCAUGAUGAUGAAAGUGUGAUUUACAGCACAGUGUGCAGGAAACAACUGUGGAGCCCUCCAUAUAUUGAGACCCUCUGAUUUGACAACAGAGACCCACUGUUUGGAAGCAAUAGGUGUAAAUAUGUUGUAUUUUGUAUUAUGUUUUUACAUAAAAUGACUGUAAAUUACUGCAUCAUAUACAUGGCAGUGAAGAUGAAGUAAAUGUGUGAAAAGACCAAAAACAACACACAUCUUCCCUUUAACACUAAUAGUUAUUACAAGAAAAGUCUCUCAAACUGAAUGUUUACCUGGGGCUGCUGUCAACACAUUGAACUGAAGAUAUAAAUCAACAGAGACUUUAAUAGAAAUUAAGAAAAUAGGUGGUAUGAAACUGACUUUUGGAAGAUGAAAACGUCAGCCUCCAGUCCUCAUAUUAUGUUCACUCUGUUUGGGAAAGGCGACGCACAUUGAGGCCUCGAAACAUAAUCUAAUGGGAAAUUUUGUUAAACAUGCUGGUCAGGGAAUAAAUGUUUUGACAUGCAUCAUUUCUACAGUUGCAAUGAUGUUGUUAGCUGCACAUUUCAGAAUCCAUAAAAACUUUAGUGUAGAGAGUGCCAUUUCAUUUUUUCCUUGUGCUUGAUUCAACACAAAAUGAUCAAAAAUAUCUCUUUCAUCAGUUUCUUUCAUCGUGACUCUGGAUUAAACGUGCACCAACGGGCUGUUAAGUUGCUUUCUGGUGCUCAGUGUUUUACAAAUCACAGAUGCUCUUGUUUUGUAUUCAUUUCCUUUCUGUAUAGUUCGUGUGGUUCCCAAGAGUAGCUUACUAAUUAUAUAGCCAAUGUAGGCAACAGGUGUAGCCAAGCUGGAAAUAUGUGGAAGACAUUAAAUACAGACAUUUAUGUCAGGUACAAACUAUUAAAUUGGAUAAAUGAGAGCAAAGCAAAAACACAAUAAAGUAUAAUGAAACAGUGAAAAGGGAAAACUGCACUUAGACUGAAUGUAAAACAAUUUUAGUCAUGACUGUCAUUAAGGUUCAGUAGUCUUUUCUUCCACAGUGUAAUUUUAAAGAUUUCCUUUUCACAAUAUCUGCCUAGUUGUCCUCCAGGGCUUUAGCGAUGGGUGUGAGUGAAACAAUUCAUCUGCACAUUUAAUAUGCAAACAUUCAUCACUAUUAACCCACGCAAGUUACAUGCCACUCAGUGUAAAGCUAACAUGUUUCUUGUUUACUGUAUCUGAGACA